Temnothorax curvispinosus is the source of this 2779-nucleotide messenger RNA. Its product is annotated as UBX domain-containing protein 4. Bases 248 to 1852 code for a protein of 534 amino acids. The record is from RefSeq and is a predicted model, not a curated record. The transcript has 7 exons. NCBI's taxonomy places the organism in Eukaryota, Metazoa, Arthropoda, Insecta, Hymenoptera, Formicidae. Gene Ontology annotation, molecular function: protein binding.
CUCAGCUUAGAGACAGGUGGGGGUAAAAUCAUUGUCGUGACUGUCGUGAGUCGUCAUCAGAAAACAGUAGAGAGUGACGACUCAUCAUACACCUAUCUGAACCUUACCCAGAAUUUGAAGUGUCGUAUAGCUGUCGUGGCCAGGUCCAUCGCAAAAUUUCUAGUAUUUCACUCUGCAGCUUUCUUCAUUACGUCAUCAAUAUUGUUAAAGAACAUAAGGAAACGAAAUAUACGUAUAUUGUCAUAUAAUGAAGUGGUUUGCGGGAAGUAUUAACGAGGCGGUUGCGACGUCGAAAUCGAGGAAGGCAGUUUUCGUCGUGUUUAUCGAAGGCAAAGAUGACACAUCGGUGCAACUUGCCCACGCAAUUGACGCUACAGAAAUCUCUUCCCGUCUGGAGGGAGAGCAUUUUGUAGCUAUAAGAUUGGAAAGUGGGUCCGAGGCCUACAGAUUCUUUGCGCAGAUCUAUCAAUUGGUACCAGUACCAUCGUUAUUUUUCAUCGGGGAAAAUGGCACGCCACUGGAAAUUGUUGUUGGCAGUGCAACUGCAGCUGAAUUAGAAUCCAAAAUUGAUGAUGUGCUGACAAAGGCAGGGAAGAGUAAUAAACAAUCUUCAUUAAACUUAAUUGAUGCGGAACAAAAAGCUGCCAGUAGCAGCAGUAAUAAUAAUGCCGUUGAGACUACUAAGAUAAAUGAUAACAAUUCCAAUCCAAAUACAGAUUUAACUUCUGAUAUAACAGAAUCGGUUACAUCAGAUAUCUCAAAUAAUGAAAACAAUGUCACAGAAGAUGCAGCAAAGGCUGUAACUUCAUUAAACACAGGGGAUCGAGACAAUAAUGAGGCAUCGGCACAGAUAAAUGCUGAAGCUAACCAAGCUAAUCAAAAUAAGGAAUUGACAACUGAGGAAAAGCUCGAAAGGGCACGACAGUUAAUUGAGCUCCAACGAAAACAACGACUAGACGAGGAGCAGAAAAAAGAACGAGAACGCGAGGUUGAACGACGCAAGAUCGGGCGCGACGUGCAAAAAAUGCGGCAAACGCAGCAAAACUUAGAGAUAAAACAAGCUCAAGAGGAAAGGAUGCGAGAAAAGGCUGCAGAGACUGCAGCUCGCGAGAAAGUUAGGCAACAAAUCGCUCAAGAUAAACUAGAACGGAAACAAAAAGAGCUUGCGCUGCAGCAACAAAUGCAACAGCCGCAAUGUCAAGAGCAACCCAAAUAUAAUCCGCCACCUAGUAACGUGACUGUGACCAGAAUUCAAUUUAGACUACCGUCCGGCAAUUCCCAUACAGGACAAUUUGAACCAUCCAACACUUUGCGCACCUUACGCACCUACGUUGCCGAAAACAUCGAUUUACCUUUCCGACAUUUCGCCAUGUCGACAUCAUUUCCCAGAAGAGAAUUGACUUUUGAGGAAAAUGACAAAACCCUUCUGGAACUUGAAUUAGUUCCAACCGCCGUUAUUCUAAUUCUUCCUUUGAAAAAUUCUAAUGUCACAAAGGUGGUUCUUCACCGUACACAAGACGUUGGGUUCUUCUCUCGCUUCAUAUGGUCAUUUUUCACACCCGUUAUUCGUAUUUACAAUUAUAUAGUAGGUUACUUUUCUGGCACUAAUGGAGACGCGAAUCAACAACGUGGCGAUUCCAGCAAUGAUUCUGUAGAAACGACGAAUAAUCCUGAUAGAGCUAUUUCACCGAAUCAGCAAAAUGUAGUUCAAUCGGGUUUGUUUAGAAGAUACUUGGGUAAUCAAGGAGGAACUACAAUCAGAGCGCAAGGGAAUAUACACAGAUUACAUUCAGGUGGGGAUGAUAAUGAUGAGAAUAACACUUGGAACGGUAACUCUACACAGCAAAUGUAAAGUAAUGUAAAUCUCGCUCCAGUCACAUUGUAAGCAAUCGCUAUUCAAUCAUGCAAUUACUAUUCCCGUUAUAUAAAUCGUUAUGUUCUAAUGAUCAAUUAAUAUAUUCGACACUUUUCACUCUCUAUUGUACAAAACUUAUCUGCAACAUAUUUUAUUAAUGCACAAGCAUUAAGUUUUAACAUGCGAGUUUUGUCAUAAAUGUUUAAAUGUUCGUAAUGUAGCAUUACAAGAUCGAGUAUUUGUUAAUUGAUAUUACAAUUGAUAUCACAAUUAGCAAUAAUGUGAACAUUGUAUCUGGAUUGUUAUCAUAAUAUAACAUUUAUUAUAAUGCUGAAGUAUGUAACAUUAAUGCAUUAUAAUAAAUGGUAAAAUACAUUUUGACAAAAGAUCGUGGAAAUAUAUUGAACUACAAGUGAUACAUGGACCAAAUGCGAAAAGGCUCGUUAAAAAAACAUCGUGUGCUCUACAAAAGUUUCGCGAAUGUCUUGAUUUUAGAUUGUUGAAAUUUUAAUAUUUAUAUAGAUUUAUUGAGAGCAAGUUUGAUGAAUGUAAGUUUCUUUUUUUCUUUUAUCUGAUUAAAUUUUUUCUUUUGAUUUCGGAUAACAAUGGGAUGUUAUCUGAGUGCGGUUAAAGAUUGCGACAAUUAAUUAUAUUAAGAUUCGAUGAAUAUACUUUUUGUUGAUAAUGUUACUAAUAUUCAUUGUUUUUUAUUAUAUUUUGUAGUAUAAUAGGAAUGUAAUUAUGAGUCAAUACAAUUACAUAGUCGAAAUAACUAGAUAUCAGAAUCCAUACAUGUAAAUGUCUUUAUGCGAAAUGAUAUAAUUAGGGAUGGUUAUUUUUUCUGAAGAUAGCAAAUGAGCACAGGAUACGAAUGAGAUGUAGGCCUGUCUUAAUGCCUAAAGAAAUAAAUACAGAGGUUCAUGA